Messenger RNA from Angiostrongylus costaricensis, 213 nucleotides. NCBI's taxonomy places the organism in Eukaryota, Metazoa, Nematoda, Chromadorea, Rhabditida, Metastrongylidae. The record is from the annotation of a GenBank genome assembly.
AUGUCGGUAGGAGCGUUCGUCUACCAGAAGAUCACUCGUCGCUUCUCAACCCUGUUUCUUGCCGCGUCAUUUGGUGCCUUCUUCAUGAACUAUGCCUUCAACGAGGCUACAGAUGCAUACUGGGACUGGUACGGCACUCGAACACUUCGCAGAUCUUGUGGUAUGAAGAGGCGAGUGAAAGAGGAUGGUCUAGAACACCUUAUGCUUCAAUAA